This is a messenger RNA of Racocetra fulgida, 616 nucleotides long. The record is from the annotation of a GenBank genome assembly. NCBI's taxonomy places the organism in Eukaryota, Fungi, Glomeromycota, Glomeromycetes, Diversisporales, Gigasporaceae.
CUCUUCACCUUUUGAAAAUAAUGGCGCUUUUAAUAAGAAAUUUAUUGCCAUUAAAGACUUAACUGAAAAUUUGAUAGAAUUUGGUGGGGGAAAAUACUAUUUUCCAUUCAAAUGUAAAACUUGGGGAUGUAAAAGCAAAGAGUUUACUCCUAUACUAAAGUAUAAUGAGGAAACAAAUAAAAAAGAAUUUGCUGAUUGGCAAAUUAUUAGGCUUCAAGAAGUAUGGGAUGGUUACGGUGAAGCUGCUACACUUCCAAUGACCAUUGAUUGUGAAUUACGUGACGAAUUGGUAGAAACUGUCAAACCAGGUGACUUUGUUUCCGUUACUGGCAAACUAGAAGUUCUUGAAAUUCCAGGCGAUCCUGGAACGGAUAAAAGAGACUUUCUCGAUGCAGCAAGUAAAGUAGCUCCGCAUACUGUAUUCACACCAACAAACCAAGCCAAUAGCUUUCCUUUAAUGCCGUUAUUGCACCAUGAUAAACGAUCAGGAGACUUAAUUCUUGAAGCUGGAUCAUUUGCAUUGAGCAAUACGGGAAUUUGUCGAAUUGAUGAUUUUGAAAAAAUAACUCAGCCUAAUGCUCUUGCGGAAGCAAUGUCUAGACAAACAAUCUCGUGA